This is a messenger RNA of Corticium candelabrum, 1518 nucleotides long. Its product is annotated as dnaJ homolog subfamily C member 21-like. NCBI's taxonomy places the organism in Eukaryota, Metazoa, Porifera, Homoscleromorpha, Homosclerophorida, Plakinidae. Gene Ontology annotation, cellular component: cytoplasm. Gene Ontology annotation, molecular function: zinc ion binding; nucleic acid binding. The transcript has 4 exons. The record is from RefSeq and is a predicted model, not a curated record. Bases 1 to 1461 code for a protein of 486 amino acids.
AUGCGUUGUCACUAUGAAGUACUCAGCGUGUCAAGAAGCGCUACUGAUGACGAGAUUAAGCGGUCGUAUCGUCGUCUGGCUCUAGAGUGGCACCCUGACAAGAAUCCCGACAGUCAAGAGGAAUGUCAUCACGUUUUCUCUCAGAUACAGCAGGCCUAUGACAUUCUUAGCGAUCCUCACGAGCGAGCAUGGUAUGACAAAUAUCGAGAAGUUAUAUUGCGUGGGCGUGGUGAUGAUUAUGAUGAUGACACUAUAGAUCUCAUGCCGUACUUCCAGCCAUCGGUUUACUCAGGGUACACGGAUGAUGAGAAAGGGUUUUAUGCUGUAUUUCAAAAAGUUUUCAAAACGAUUUCUGAAGAAGACACGAGAGAUGUUGAUUUGCAAUCUCAAGAAGAGAAGAUUCCUGAAUUUGGAAACUCAACCAGUUCAUAUGAUGAUGUAGUCCAUUUGUUUUACGGCUACUGGCAGAGCUACUGUACAAAACUCUCGUUUCUUUGGAAAGACACGUUUGAUGUUCGUGAGGCACCAGACCGAUACACAGCCAGGAAGAUGGAGAAAGAAAACAAGAAAGUUCGAGAUGCAUCCAAGAAGGAGAGAAAUGAAGUAGUCCGUCGAUUGGUGGCUUUUGUUAGAAAGAGAGAUCCCAGGGUGAAGGCCAGGCAACAGCAGUUGAAAGAGAGGCAGGAGGAGAUUGCAAAGAAGACGGCAGAUGAGAGACGGAGACAAAGAGAGGAGAGACUGAAAGAGAUGGCAGAACCCUACAAAGAACAAGAAUGGAUGAGCGGUGUGGAAGACGGUCUCCGUGCCGUCGAGCACCAUCUCAAACAAGAAUUCUCAGACGACUCCAGCGACAACACCAACUCAGAUGACCCCACAAACCCUAACGGAUCUCUAAACAUAGAUGGAGACAUCGAGGAAAUCCUCGACGAUUUGUACUGCAUUGCAUGCAGCAAGUCAUUCCGAUCUUCAAAGGCAAUGGACAAUCACAAAAAAUCAAAGAAACACAGAGAGAGCGUGACCAUAUUGACACAACAGCUCGCAGAAGAGGACAGUCACAUUGACAAUUACUUCACACUUUGUGAGGACAAAGACGACGCAAUCGAACAGGAUCGUACAACCAACGUACGGUCUAGAAAACCAAAGAAAAAGAAACGCCGGACAAAGGACGCAGUUCCCACGGAGACAGAUGAAGCUUUGCCUUCCCUGGAUUCACUCACAUUAAGGGAUGCUAUCCCCGAGGACCAGCUGCAGGCAUGCAGGGAUAGUGCACCGAAUGCUGCAGCGUCAGAGUGCGAGAGUGUUGGGUGUACUUUGUAUUGCAAUACUUGCGGCAACGGCUAUCCGUCGCGCAAUAAACUGUUCCAGCAUCUGAAAGAGACGAAGCAUGCGUUGCAAGUCGAGGGAGGCGCGACCGCACAAGGCGGCAAGAAAAAGAAAAAGGCGGGACGAAAAUUGAAAUGAUAGGUUUUUGAGAAUUAGUUGAUAUUAAUAAAAUAUAUAAAUGAAAUAUUGGCGAGA